AUGAUCGCCCUUCGCUCUCUCCUGCUCCUUAGCGCUGGACUGUCUCUUGCGCUGGCCGACGUGGACCCCAGGGCGCUAUGGCAGUUCCGGAACAUGAUCGUCUGUGUGAAUCCCGAGAGCUGGCCUCUGCUGGACUACGCUGAUUAUGGCUGCUACUGUGGGAAGGGCGGAUCGGGCACUCCUGUGGACGACCUGGACAGAUGCUGUGAGGUCCACGACAACUGCUACUCAGACGCCAUGCAGCACGAAGAAUGCUGGCCCAUCCUAGAUAACCCCUACACCGAGAUCUAUUCCUACAAGUGCGACAGAGCCACCAAUACCGUCACCUGCACAGAAAAGAACAACCCCUGCGAGAUGUUUAUCUGUGAGUGUGACAGGAAGGCCGCCGAGUGCUUCGCCAAAGCCGAAUACAUCCCAGAGCACGAGCACCUGCCCAGCGACCAGUGCAAGUAACUGACCCCAGAUCGGCUCCCGAGACACACCCA
Messenger RNA from Megalops cyprinoides (Indo-Pacific tarpon), 485 nucleotides. RefSeq names its product phospholipase A2, group IB (pancreas) (gene pla2g1b). The coding region runs from base 1 to 453 and encodes 150 amino acids. The record is from RefSeq and is a predicted model, not a curated record. Lineage: Eukaryota; Metazoa; Chordata; Actinopteri; Elopiformes; Megalopidae. Gene Ontology annotation, molecular function: calcium ion binding; phospholipid binding. Gene Ontology annotation, biological process: phospholipid metabolic process; lipid catabolic process; arachidonate secretion. The transcript is spliced from 4 exons.